Clunio marinus is the source of this 198-nucleotide messenger RNA. NCBI's taxonomy places the organism in Eukaryota, Metazoa, Arthropoda, Insecta, Diptera, Chironomidae. The record is from the annotation of a GenBank genome assembly.
AUGAAAUGUUUGCUUAAAAGAAGCUCAGUUUGUUGGAAAAGAUUUACAUCUGACACUUUUCAUCUUGUUCUCAAGCCCACUCUAGCAGAUUCAGAUAUGCUACCGUUUCUUGGAAAAAUAACAAAUUUGAAUAUUGUCAUGGCCAGUAGCGCAACAAAUUUUUGUGAAUAUUUUAAAACUUUUGUCAAAUGUGAUUAA